Messenger RNA from Symbiodinium sp. CCMP2592, 2085 nucleotides. Lineage: Eukaryota; Dinophyceae; Suessiales; Symbiodiniaceae. The record is from the annotation of a GenBank genome assembly.
AUGGGUAUGUUCAGCUUGCAGGAGGAACUGCUGCAGUUCUGGGAAGAGAAGGCUGGCCAUGGCGUGCACCGUCCUGAGGGCAAGCCGGUCCUGCCUUCCACAGCUCCACUGGGAGACCUCGCAUCGUUCCUUCCGAGGAGGCACGGGGUGCAGCACCAGAAGGUGGAGAAGGAUGCACGGCCUGUUGAAUCACAGCUUUUGCAAUCGAGGAAGGAAGCUGAUUGCAAGGAUGUUUUGACGCUUGAGGUGUCCAAGGAUACGGAGAUGUCGGACGAGCAUGCCGAAGAGUUGACAUGCCCGAGGAGCAAGGCUCCAUCGAGACCUGAAUCGAACAGGCCUGUAAAGGCCAUCGCCGUGAGCGAUGCAGACCAAGACGAGCUUGAGGAAGGCGAAGUGAGCGAUGGCAUGACAGACUCUGGCCCGCCGGUCGGCCCGGUCAUGUCCCAAGCCGAAGGAGAGGCAUCCGACGCAGACUCUGACGGGGAGGUUGUUGAGGCGGUUGAGGAUUCCAGAGACUUAGAGGAAGGCGAGGUUGCCCAAGAGCUCGAAGAGACUGCUUCAGCUCCAGGCCUGGAGCCUGGAGAAGUGGAAGAGGCUGAAGAGAGCGACGAGGAGCCCACGGAACCGGAGGAAAGCAGCCAAGAGGAGGAGGAGGAAGGGAGCCAGCAGAGCGGCGAGGAGGUGGGCAAGGAAGGCAGCACAAAGCCGUUGGCUGAGGAAAGUGGGGAGGUCACAGAAACAGAAGCAGCCUCUGCGGCUGAGUCCUCUUCGGACGGUGAGUGCGAAGAGGAAGAGGUUGAAACCAAAGGCAAAACAACGCCUUCCAAGAACGAGCAGCAGGCCCAGGCCCAGGAAAGGAGACGGUCGACUUUUGUGCACCCGCCCAACGAGCUGCCGGGUGAGUCACCAGCAUCUCGCCGAAGAUCACCGAAAACCCGGAAUACAUCACGGCGCCAUGCAAAGCGACCUCGCAGUCCCAGCUCACGUCGUGAAAGCCUUCGUGCGCGUGUGGCUAACCGCAAGAGACUGCCGAGGCGUUCGGAGUGGGCCGGUACUCGCGUCGAGCUCGGCCUGUCCCCUCGUGGUCGCUCAAACUCGAGCCGCAGCCGUAGGAGGACAAGGUCUCGAAGGCGUGAUUCCAAGACUUCAAGACCGAACUUGAGGCAAGGGCAAAGCAAAUGGGACGUGAGGCCAGAUCCCGCGAAUCCUGACCAGAAGCCGCUGAAGCGCUUGCUGGAUCCCACUGCGAAUGGGAAGAAGCGUCGGGAACUGUAUGUGGGCAAUCUCCCACAACACAAGGUGGAUGAGCCAAUGCUGCGACAAGCCUUCAAUCGCCUCUUCUUGGAUCUUCCCAGUUUCGUGGAGAGAUACCCAGACAUUGUCGAUGUAAUACGUUCCCUUUACUUCCCGCCGAAGGGCGAAGGGAUGUUUGCUUUUGUGGAGUUCGUGGACGAUGUCCUCACAACGACUGCCAUGCAGAUGAGUGGCUUCGAGCUUCAGAACAGGUCCAUCAGGAUUGGACGGCCGCAGAGCUACGAACCCCCGCACGAUGGAGAGCUGGCAGGCCUCGAUGUUCAGCCUCUUCGUGAAAAGGGGCUCUUGCCAGCGGCAGCUCCUGGAGAAUGGAAGGAAUCAAAGGAAGGGGUCGCGAAUGUAGUCCGUGAAGUGUACUUCGGAAACCUGGCCACUGGGAUGGUGGACGAGGAGGUUAUGCGCGAACUGCUCCAGCCGGCAGCAGUUGAAGUCCCUGAAUUUGACCCAGACUUGGGCCCAGCAAUUGGCAAGGUCACCAUUCCACAUCCUGGAAACUAUUGCUUCGUCUUGUUCCAGAGUGCUGCUGUUGCCACCCGCAUGAUCUCCAUCUUUGACGAGACAGAGCUUUUCGGUCGCAAGAUCCGAGUUGGGCGUCCCAGCAAGUACGCCGUCACCGUCAACGAAGCUCACAGCCAGCUCGCGUUACCACCCUUGCCGCCUCCGAGCACUUCGGUCUUGCCUCCGCCGGCCCCUUCGGCUCUUCCGUUGGCUCCACAUUUGCUCAAGGCUGCGAAUGCCGAACUGGUGGCUGAAUUGGCAUCAUGUCGCUGA